Molecule: messenger RNA, 2002 nt
Organism: Gossypium raimondii (Peruvian cotton)
Lineage: Eukaryota; Viridiplantae; Streptophyta; Magnoliopsida; Malvales; Malvaceae
Product: protein NETWORKED 4B
Exons: 3
Coding region: 134-1768 (544 amino acids)
Cellular component (GO): vacuolar membrane
Molecular function (GO): actin binding
Source: RefSeq, a predicted model, not a curated record
UUUGAUUCAAUAAUUGAUGUAGGGUUGAUGAAUAGACGGGGAAUUAUACAGCUGGUAUUUGCACUAUUUCUUUGAACACAGAUAUUUGGUACCUGAUUCAUCAUCAUUUCAAUUCCAGUCAUUUUUUAAAAGAAUGGCAAAAUCUUCGGCUCAGCUAACUAGAAGCAUGAAGAGAAUAGAAUCCAGAAAGUCACAUUCAUGGUGGUGGGAUAGCCACAGUAGCCCCAAGAACUCAAAGUGGCUUGCAGAAAAUCUCGAGGAAAUGGACCGUAGAGUCAAACAUAUGCUGAAGCUGAUUGAAGAAGACGGGGACUCCUUUGCGAAAAAGGCCGAGAUGUAUUAUCAGAAGAGGCCAGAACUUGUAUCUCAGGUUGAGGGGUUCUACCGCAUGUAUCGUUCUUUGGCGGAGCGUCAUGAUCUUCUGACAGCAGAGUGGAGGAAGAAUAUUCUGUCGGACCUUCAAUCUCAGGAUUCCGGCAUCUCCGACGUCAGCUCUGAUCUUCCCUCUAUUUGUACCUCCCCUGAUCAAAGGCCAAGACGUCGUAAAUCCCACCAACUAGCAGCUGGUGGGAGCAGUUCUGAUGUGCGUCCGAAAGGAGAUAAGCCAUCUUCUCCAACAGAUUCUGAAUCGGAAUCUGAGGAUUCAUCGACAAAUAUUCACUCGGUUAUAUCAGGGAAUGAGGAUGAUCAAGAGGUGAGUGGGCAUAUGGUUUUAUUGGAGAUUGAGCUCCACGAAGCGAAAGAGAAGCUACUGAUGCUAGAGGAAGAGAACACUGAUCUUCUUGCUAGAAUUAGAGAACACGAAGAGCGAACAAAAACAGCGAACACGGCAUUAGGACUUCAAAACAAGAUUGGUGCAUUGGAGAAAGAAAAUGAACAUGAAGAUAGCAAGAUGGAGGCAUUGUUGGAAGAGUUGAGAAUUGCUAAAGAAAUGCUAGAGGGUUCCGAGAAAGAAAUCGCUACUUUGAAGCUUGAAAAGAAGCAGCUUGAUGAUAAAAUUCAAGAUUUUCAGGGUCAAAUCGAUACGGCUCAAAGGGAGAUAAUGACAUGGAAAACGAAACUGGAUACGGAGAAACAAAAGGUCUCCAAGCUGCAGGAAAGACUUGCUAUGGCAAAGAAUAGUUUAUCAGACAGGGAUCACGAGAUUCAUCAUUUAAAGAAAGCCGUAUCCGAUGCAGAGCAGAAGAAUUUUCCCAAAAAAGCUAAUACCAAUGCUGAAAUGUCAAGAUCGUCCGAAGAACGGCUGAGAGGAUGGGAAUCAUGUGGCCACUCUUUGGGGGAGGAGAUCCGAAAAACGGCGAAUGAAAAAAGAGAAUCAGAGGAGAGUCUUCAAAGUGAAAUUGAAGUGUUGAAACUGGAGAUUGCUAAGAGAAGUGAUUGCAUUGAAGUUUUACAUGAUAACCUUGAGUUUGUAAAAUCAGAGAGAGAUGAGCUUAAGGGUUAUAUCAUUUCACUCAAGGCCAAGGUUAAUUCGAGGGAAGAUCGGAUUGUUCGAAUGAAGAAGCAUCUACACCACUUACAUAUGGAACAUGUGAAGGUAAUUGCUGAAGCCGAAGGAGCACACAGAUUGGUGGAUGAGUUGCUAUCGAAAGGCAAGGAACUUGAGGAUGAAAUUGAGCAGCAAAGAACCAUGAUACUCGAGCGAGAUGAAGAGAAACGAGAAGCUAUAAGGCAGCUUUGCUUCUCCCUCGAGCAUUACAGGUACGAGAAUCGUGCGCUUCGGCAAGCAGUUAUCGAUCACAAGAGAAUUCCGGUUUUGACAACAUAAAAUAUUAUUAUGAAAAAGGAUCUGAAGUUUCUUCAAUUUGAAGUUGGAAAUGUUUGAAUAGUUUUCCCUGUUACCUUAGCAUAGUGCAUGCUUGAAAAAGAUCAAUCAGCAUCCUAAGUUAUACUAUUGAUUUAAGUCUUGUAACUAAAGUAAGAUUUAUGUCAUAAUCUGGUCUAUGAUGCAAGUAUUCUUACAAGCUUAAGUACCUAUAAAAUUAUGCAUAUACAUUCAAUA